Messenger RNA from Scleropages formosus (Asian bonytongue), 2683 nucleotides. Its product is annotated as neurexophilin-2-like. Lineage: Eukaryota; Metazoa; Chordata; Actinopteri; Osteoglossiformes; Osteoglossidae. Bases 1040 to 1984 code for a protein of 314 amino acids. The transcript is spliced from 3 exons. The record is from RefSeq and is a predicted model, not a curated record. Gene Ontology annotation, molecular function: signaling receptor binding.
ACGUACAGUGUGUUACGCAAUGGAAUCUGUCAAUAAAUCGUUGUAUACAGUAAUAAUUCCAACUUGUACCACACGGUGGCGCUAAUUAACAAGCAGAGCAUCGCCGCGUCGAUCUGGUUGCCGAACGUCGUUUGCGGAACCUUCACAGAAGUCAAUUCUCGUUAAAUGGUUUGCGGUAGAAAUGAGGUUUAAAUGACUAAAUAUGAACCUCAGCGUUAAGACGCUUUACAGAUUGAGGUGUUCGAGUAUUUUGUAAAUCCUCCCGAGAAGCAGAACAAGAAUGUAGAAUUUCAUGGUAGUUCAAUAGGUCUGGAAUGUGUGACUUAUUUACAAAUAUGAAUUUUUCUCCCCCAAUAGCAGGCUGUCUUUACGGAAAUUACAGAUCGGGCGUCAGCUGUGUGUGUCUGUGUGUGUUAAUAAUUUACAGUUACAGACGGCAGUUGCUGUAAAAGGGACUUAGAAUUACUUGCUCUUCUCUGCCCCUGAGGUAAAUUGUAACGUCUAACUACAUUUACCGCAGUAAAAACGUGCAAGCUUUAUUGUAACCAAUCAAAUCGAACAGCCCCCAAACAGCGCGUGGCAGCAUUUAAACAUUAAAAAGGGUUAAAUAAAUUCUGCGCGCACGUUAAUGAAGAAUUUUUUUUUUUUUUUUUAAAGAAAGGAUCAGGUAUCCAGUGCCUUGAAGUGAGAACUUAAGAGGAGCCCUGGAGUUGGUCUGGGAAACACGGGUUCGACUCCCCUCCAGCAUCAUCAUCGCCAAUAACCAGCAUCAUCAUCGCCAAUAACCAGCAUCCUCACCAAGCAUCAUCAUGACCAUCAUCAGCUACACCCCGCCUCUCGUGCCCCUCGAGCGAUGCGCAGGAGCAAAAGAAGAGUCAUGUCAUCACCAGUGAGGGGCUCUCCGGCCGCGCUCCCACGACGUGUCCCACAUGUCCCGAUGAACGCAGCGCAGUAAGAGACGGGCGGGACGCUCCUCUUGUCGGACUACUUUCCGGAGGCGCGUUCAUGCCAGACCCCCCGCGAGGCUCGGACCAUCUGGAUGAGAGGAGCUUCGUUCAUCUCACAACGGAGGACUGCGCGGCGGCUAUGCUGCCCUGCUUUGCGCUCAAGGACAAACGCGAAGAAAUCCGCACUUGGUGGAUAUUUGCCCGUGUGGACACAGAGAAGUAGCGUUUCCCACAGUCCGGCAGAGAUGAAGCAGCAGAAGUCUUUCCUCAUCAUCUGCUUCAUGCACCUGGUCACCGGCAGCAGAGUGCAGACCGAAACCACACAGCUUAUAGAAUGGGACGAACACGAUAAUGAGGAGAACCUCUCGUCGAGCGUGGCCAGUCCACGCAUGGUCAACCCCCUGCGUCUGUUUGCCAGGGGCUCUCCUGGACUCAAGCAGAGCGCCAGGGAGAUGCCCUACUUAAGCAACAUGGAGGACCUCUGGAACUGGCUGUCCAAUCAGACGGACACUCUGGAGACUCGGGCCAGAGCCAAGCGGCGGCCCAUCGUCAAAACGGGCAAGUUCAAGAAGAUGUUCGGCUGGGGCGACUUCCACUCGAACAUUAAGACGGUGAAGCUCAACCUCUUAAUCACCGGCAAGAUUGUGGACCACGGCAACGGCACGUUCAGCGUCUACUUCCGGCACAACUCCACGGGGUUGGGCAACGUCUCCGUGAGCCUGGUGCCGCCAACAAAGGUUGUGGAGUUUGAGAUUGCUCAGCAGUCCACGCUGGAGACCAAGGACUCCCGUGCCUUCAACUGCCGCAUCGAGUACAAGAAGACGGACCGAGUGAAGAAGACAGCCUUCUGCAGCUUUGACCCGUCCAAGACGUGCUACGAGGAGCAGACCCAGUUCCACGACUCCUGGCUGUGCUCUAAGCCCUUCAAGGUCAUUUGCAUCUAUAUCGCCUUCUUCAGCGUCGACUACAAACUGGUGCAGAAGGUGUGCCCCGACUACAAUUACCACAGCGACACCCCCUACUUCUCCACAGGGUGACCUCGCCCCCGCAUGCUCCCGGGUCAUGUUCUCCAAGCAUCGGCUGACCUGCCCCAUGACCCUGAAAAGUCAUAAACAAACACCAUGUGUUCCGUCUUCUUCAUGAGCAAUUAUAAAGCUUCCUCCAGAUGUCGAGGGAGACGAGAGGCUUUGGGCAUGUAAUUACUGACAAAUUCCAGAUUUUGUGCCAGUGGACUUAUGACAGCGUAAUUACCAUCACCCUAAUUUUUAGAUAUCCACUUAAGGGAUAUAGCUACCGAUUUAUCCUUUAGCCCUCCACCGUAAAGUUCCUUGUUAGCAAAACACAUGGACAACAGCGUUCUUGUAUGGAAAGUGCGGAGAUGUAGGAAGAGAAAUGCAAAAAAAAAAAAAAAAAAAAAAAUAUGAAUUUGUGCUCUGGCUGGCAGAAUGCAUUCUGCUUAAUGUCUCCGUGGGAAGAAACGAGAGACCAUUUGUGCAUUUAAUCAACUGCGUCUUAACUCACUUUCCUUAAAUGCGUUCCCUAGAUGUGACUGUGAAGAGAAGCCCGUCUCAGAUCCGUGCAUUUCCAUACGUGGCUUUUACGGGGGACCACUCUGCCGCCGCAUGCUUUCCAGCAUCGCUAAGAGUAAUCUCCAAUUUUGCUCGAGCCACAUAUGAAUCGAGGGCCUGCUUUGAGCCUCUCCGAGAUUUGCCGUUUACGCGAGUUCAACCGGCUUA